Molecule: messenger RNA, 1377 nt
Organism: Penicillium antarcticum
Lineage: Eukaryota; Fungi; Ascomycota; Eurotiomycetes; Eurotiales; Aspergillaceae
Product: SUMO protease ULP1
Exons: 2
Coding region: 1-1377 (458 amino acids)
Biological process (GO): protein desumoylation
Cellular component (GO): nucleus
Molecular function (GO): deSUMOylase activity
Source: RefSeq, a predicted model, not a curated record
AUGGGGCAUUGCUGGGCUCGACUGAAGUCACGCUUCUCCUAUUUCACACCCACAAAGUCCGCGCCUGACACUCCACCUUCCUUUGGAGCUCCCAAGAAGCGAACGCUUGGCGACGACGAUGAUUACACCAGCCUGCAUAUUCCGGGAUCCUUCCCAGCCACUCCUCCCGAGUCACCGACACUUGCGCCAAUUGAUCCUCAUGGCGAGACUCCAGAGGGCAAGGGCAUUGCGCCCAUGGAGUUGGAGUCGAUGGAAAUAGGCUCUCUCGGAUCCCCAUCACUUACUACAGAUCUUGGUUUACAUCUCCACCCUCGACCAUCGAAAUAUUACCCACCCACCCCUCCACGCUCACAGGCGGCGCCAUCUCCCCGCCCACAGAAGAUCCCAAAGCGCGCCGCAGAACCUCGUACAUUCAUCGAUGAUCCAUGGGAACAACAGACAAAAGAUUUCGAAUCUCUAGAUCUAGGGAGACCCGUCUCGGCCGUACAAUUAUUUUCCCUCACAAGAAAGGACAUACCCGCCAACCGCGUUGCAUCAGUCUACGCGGCUGAAUGGGAGAAACGCGAGAAGGAAAGGCAGGCCAGGUUACGUGAUUCGCGACGUCCGACAAGAGUUAUCCCGCGUGGUCCUCCAGUGCGCGACCUUUCAUGGGAUUGGCUCGACAAAUUACAACGUGCUUGUCAAAGCGCACAGGGUCAGGCUGUCGCAAAGUCUUUAGCUGGCGAUGAUCUCUACCCAAAGGACAUUGUCACUUGUAUUCGACCACUGGCUUGGCUAAACGAUGAAAUUAUCAAUGCCUACCUCCCGCUACUUGUUCAUUAUCUUCGCCAAUCAACUGGGAACCUCAAGCCGAACGAAAAACCGCGCUUCCACGCCUUCAACACGUUCUUCUAUUCCACCCUUCGCGAUAAGGGUUACCAGGGCGUGCGACGAUGGGCUAACCGAGCCAAGAUUGGCGGUGAAGGAUUACUCAAUGUCGAUACUGUCUUCAUCCCAGUUCACGAAUCGAGUCAUUGGACUCUAAUAGUUGUUCGGCCAGCAGAUCGCACGAUAGAAUACUUUGACUCUCUAGGAUCCCGUGGUGCUCGCCAGGUGAAGAGGAUCAAGGAAUGGCUUGCAGGCGAGCUCGGCUCAAAAUACAAAGAGGACGAAUGGACCACACUUCCGUCGGUCUCCUCCCAACAAGACAAUGGAAGUGACUGCGGUGUAUUCCUUUUAACAAAUGCCAAGGCAGUCUCCAUCGGUGUUGAGCCAACUGCUUUCGGGCCAGGUCACACACAACUUCUCCGCAGGAAGAUUGUCGCUGAGCUGAUGAAUGGAGGGCUUCACGGCGACUUCACUCCGCUGGAUAAAGCCACAGGAGUACUGCUGCUCUAA